This is a messenger RNA of Amoebophrya sp. A120, 9925 nucleotides long. Lineage: Eukaryota; Dinophyceae; Syndiniales; Amoebophryaceae. The record is from the annotation of a GenBank genome assembly.
AUGAGCGAGGGCAUCGACAAAGUCAAAGCGGCCUGCCGGCUUGUAGCAUUGUGUACCUUGCGGGCGACUCUUGGAUGGAUGUCUCGCACUAUCUACGUGGAAACAGACGAAAGGAAGCACGGCAACCUGCCAAAUACCUACGACAAGUUUAUGCCGUACCUGAAGCCAGACGUGCUGUAUUAUCUCUCGAAAUUAUUCCACGACAGCACCACGACCACCGACAGUAGAGAUGUUGACAAGAACAGCUCGUCCACCUCGUCCUGGCACUACACCCAAUGCGUGAUGGCUGCGCAAGCGGGCUCAAUCUUGCGAGGCCGCACGGUGCCCGGCGGUCCAAACGUGCUCGCAAACGACGUCGCGAUUCGGGACACCGUAUCAAAUGUAAAAAUGUCUGGGUCUGGAAGAUUAGAACUUGUCAUGCUAAAUCUGAAUGAUGCAAAAAUCAAAAUCUGUGUUGCGUGAGUGCCAAAAGCUGGCCGCUUUUGACCAAGGUGAGAGGGAGUUUCUCAUGCAGGAAAGGCAUGAUAGAGACCUCAAAGAAUCUGUCAUGCUGGGUCUCGCAUUCCAGACCUCACGCGUCAUGGAAAACCUGCAUCACAAAUCUUGCACUCUUCCAGACCCAGACACUUUUGCAUUUGAUACACCGUGACGGAGCACGACCGCAUCGUGGUGCACGUCUCGGGGAAUGACAUGAACAGCAUUUUUAAGCAAGUUUUGCGCGGCAAGGGUUGCGUAGCGAUCGUCAAAUAUCCUGUGUAAAAACGUCCCCACCCCAUAGUCAAGUUGGUAAAUCUGCAACACAAAUCUCCAAGUUUUGGGAGUUUUGCAUGACAAGUUUCCAUCUGUAGCGUCGUGCUGUUUAGCAAGGGCAGCCGCAUGAGAAAGCCAGCCUCUCAUUCUGUUUACAGCAUUACAAAGUCCAAAACACGAUUGGAAAUGCCUCUCAUGCAGAUCCAUAUUACAAAUGUUCCUGUCAAUGCACAUUUGCAUGACAACUCUGGGGUGGGGAUGUUUUUACCCAGGAUAUCAAAGGAAUUGUGACUGGGUCUUUGAAGCAAGAAACGAUCGAGGCACUUAGAAUCCUGUGGCAGGAAAAUUUUCCGAGAUACCUGAAAUUUUUGACCGAGAACAAAAAGCCGAGGGAGAUCAUCGUGCUCUCACAACCCAUCACGCGCCCUGGCUACGUGAAGCGCCUCGUCUCCCGCAAGGUUCCCGGAGGCCGAAACAUACCGUCAUUUCUCCUGUCGGGCUUGUUUUGGGCUGUGAAUCAGUUCUUCAGCGGCUUGCACCUCGACGGCUUUCCGGUGUUGCGGGAUACAGUGAACGAAAUUCAGAAUGGAAACCCCGAACUGCAAGGGAUUCGAAUCUAUCCACUGCAAAAGUUACUAGCACCGCGCUGCUCGUACUGUAGCCUGUCGCCAAGACACCUAGACAGCCAUAUGUCGAGGGCCUUUUCCGGCCAGUGUCUUUGAUUUCGGUCUUUGGGAAAGUAUUUGAGAUUCUUCUGGAUAGGAGACUCAACAUUUUUUUGGAAGGUCAUUCCUGGGACGGCCCAAAAGUGCUUCCAAAAUUGAGCGAGCCUGUGCUGCCGAUUAACUCGGUGGCCUACAGGCUAGCUUUCUUCAAAGAGAUGAGCGCGGCGAAGAUUCUCAGCCACCUGUUCACCAGCCACAAGACACCAAGCGGAGAAAGCAUCAAGAAAAAAUGGUUACUGUUGAAUGACAAUGAGGCAGGGUUCGAUGUAGUUAGGCAUUUGACAACGAUAGAAAUAAUGAAGGAACUGAAGGUGCCGGAAGACAUCACUUUUGCAACACUGGACUGGAUGCAUGGAAGAAAAUUGAAGAUAAAAACAGGAAAAAACACAUGGAAUCUUUCUCCUGGCAUGCCCCAAGGCUCGCCGUAUAGUGGUGGAGUCUUUAACGUGCAUAAUAUGCGGAUGUUGCAGAUUAUGAGUAUAGAGAAUGCGCCACCAUAUGGCGAACAAAAUCAGUAUAGUGAUGAUAAUUCACAACAGGGCGUCGGGGAGAAGGAGGAGGCGGAUAAUGUGAAGAAGAAGCUGGUGGAGACUGGGAGGAAGUUUUACAUUUUUUUCGAAGAAAGCAAAGCAGUAGCAAUUUACUUCGAGGAGGGUAAGAACCAAAAAACGGUAGAGGAGGGCCACGCGGGGAGGAGCCUGGGCUUUUUCUUCGACGGCACCUGGACCAUGGAUAGUCAUUUUGCGGAAACGAUGCAGAAGGGGAGAGUUGAAAUAUCUACGGUGUCCUCGAUACGGAAUUUGAAAUUCUCGAAGCGGGUGGAUAUUUUUAGAGCCCUGGUAUACUCUGCUUUUAGUUCUAAUUCUGUGCCCCAGUAUAAAUAUUUUCGUCAAAAUAACUGCCAAAAAAUAUCAGUUGAGGUGGCAAAGGGCCUGAAGACUAUCGCAUACCUACCGGCGCACUGUCCGAGUGCAGUCUUGUACCACGCCGCGGGGAUGCCGGACAUCCAGAGCGAGAUUAUCGCGAACUCAAUGCUGAUUUUUUGGAAAGGAGUAGCUGUAGGCUCCUGGGAGAGGGGGAACAAGGAGGAAUUACUCAAAAAGUAUCCGAACAUUUUUAGCAAACAAGAAACAGUACAGCACUACUUUGAGUUCCACCACCACGCGCCCUACAUUGACUUGAUGCAGAUCGCGGCCUACAAGUUCUUUGCCCUCUUUCAGGCAGUACAGGUCAAUCACAAGCUGAGGAUAGGGCGGGUUUUCUGGAAAGGAGUAAAUCUGGAAGUGAAGGACAUGGACAGGAUAGGUGAGGAGUACGGGUUUGGACCACUAUCAGCUCUGCAGGGUGAGAAGCUUGACCAUGCUAGGAGGACGAUUGCGAAGGAGCAGGACGCGAUGUGUAGGACUUUGAUGCGGAACUUUCGAACGGUAAUAGUAUCAGCAGUCGACGGAACUGUGAACAAAGGCAUAAAUCUCGGGGCGGGGUCCGGGUUAUCGUGGUGGCGGGGCGGCAAGAUGCAAGACGAUAAAUGGAUACCGGGUAAAGGUGAGGCUCUACCUAAGCCUAUUGUCACAAGUUUUUGCUAUAUCUUUUCACCACUGCAGGUGCUACUGAAGGUAGAUUCAUUUGAUAGUGAAAGUAGAGGCGCUAUUCACCAUCUGAAGAAACUCAUCCAGGCUAUCAGGUGCGAACUAUACCCGCAGGGGGAGAUACGGGAAGAAAUGGUAACUGAUUUUUAUUUUCUCCAAGACUCCAACUCAGUUGUACAGGCACUCGACGCUUAUGGCGAUCGCUCGAACCCGGCGGCGCACAAGAUUGCUAGGAUGCUGGAGGACCUUCGCGACUUGGUGAACGGCAGUGAAUUUUCCCCGCCAGAGAACGAAGCGCGGUUUCACUGGUAUUGGACACCAGCACACAGCGGUGGCGUACUAAAUGACCACGCGGACCGCCUAUCGGAAGUAGCAAUGGAAGCAUGGAACGCGGGGAGGAGGAUAAAUAGUGAUGGAGGGAUCAGUAAUCACUACAGCAAGCUCCUAACAGUGCCGAUCAUGCGUCGACUUGUUCUGGACAGGAUAUUAGGGGAUCUUCUAGAUAGAAAUAAAACAGUGUCCGAAGAUUUUAAGAAUCGGCGGAAGCUGCUGGGGCCGUUUCGACCAGCAACAGGAAUACUCCCAUCCAGAGAGGCUGAGAUUGUGUAUUUCUGGAUCUUCUUGGGGAUUGCACCCCCCCGGCAGUUGGGUUGUGGUGAAAUGUUUUACGAGGAGCAAGUGUUUAGACAAAAGUGUUUGAAGUGUGAAAAAGUUACUGACUGCUGUGUGGAUCACGUUUUGUUUCAUUGUCAGGAACUGAAAGAGCAGCGAAAGGCUAUUUUUGGCCACGACUUCCUACCAUCUACGCUGGGGCGGGAAUACAUUAAAAAACCAAAGUUGGUUCUUAGUUAUGUAGUGGCGGCGAAGUUGGUCAAUUCCUUCUACUGCGAACAAAUCGAGAAACAGCUGCGGAGCAACAAGGUGGCGGAGAAUUGGGACAAGCCGGAAAAACACAAAAACAAGAUGCGGAAUGUAGCGCCGAAGACUGAGACGCAGCAGGAUUUUUUGAACAACACGCACCCCUUUCGCCUCAUGCGGGAUCGAGAAAGGCGGAACGUAUUGCACUGGGGACCGACAUCGACGUGCGUGGGCGUCAAAACCGAAACAAGUGAGGAUGUGUCAGUUUUGGACUGGGUGUCUUUUACGUCGUAAGAGCGAGACUUGACAAGCAGAAGGCUGGACCUGCACUACACAACAGGGCCAGAACAUGAUGAAGAAGUAGAAUCAAUUUGCGAUGGUGAGGCGGUGAAGCGAAAUGGGAGCCACUGCGUGCAGUUCUUGACCGCUAUUUGGAGGAGGCGAGGUGAAGAAGAUGAGUACAGCUUCGUGCGAGAAGUGUAUGCAGUGGCGCUACAGCUUUGACUGAAGUAUCUUUAGUACAAGAAAAGAAAACAAACUACUACGAGAGCUCUGUCUUUUUUUUGAGAUGCUUUUGACAUUUAUCGCAGCUAUCUUUUUUUAGAGAAAAGCUCAGGCAGAUUGCAGCAGGGCAAGAUCGUUCGAGUGGGGGCGCUAGGUGGACCGGGACACCGGAACCUGCUCGGGUAAAUGAUCAAAGAGUGCUUAUGUAAAUAGCCUGAGCUUGGUAUUCUAGAAAGAUAGCGAGUAGUGACACUGAAGAGGAAAAUUGGAAAUAUAGGCGCGUAAAAUCCAUGAAAGCGAGUUGACUGCCACGGACCAAGGAUCAUCGCGGAGGUGUUCGUCAGCAGACGUGACGAUCUAAAGAUGAAAGCCAGUAGAAUGCUUUCUGCUAUUGAAAUUCUCUGAGCUGAGAUGGGUCUUUUUUUCGGCACCUGGCUCCGUCUUUCCGUAUCUUAUUGCUACUGUUGUGCAUUAUCUGCUGCUGUAUGAGAUCUGCCGUCACUUAUGACUAGUGUUUUAGUGUGGCCUCUUUCUUCUCCACUGUUGAAAGAUAGACUUGGUCAUGAGUAUCGCAGUGAUUUUGUAGUGAUGAGGUGAAUCUCAAUGGAUGUCAGGAAAGGCAAAUAAGUAACUUUAGAGAAAGCAAAUAGCAAAAAGCAUGUCCGGGGAAGAACAACGGGCAAGGCAGCAGCUGCAAGCGGUGGAAGGGACUACUACAUGGACGAUCACACUCCUGCCGAAACCAGAUGACCAGCGAAAUCCAGCCGACUAUCACACUAGACCAGUGGCACCACGACCACAACUACCACAGCGAGCGUUGCGUCCGCUCCUGCAAAUGGAUCGGGACGUGCCCAACGUGGCGGGAAUUCCGAUGGGGGUGCCGUUCAAUGCGAUUGCGGCGCUACUACUAGGACAUGAAGAAGAAGAUCAGGAACAGAAUGGGGGUGGAGGAGGCCUAGAUCAUGUUGAAGCUGCAGUGCAAGAAGCAGAUGAACGCGCACUACCAGCUUCGAAAUUAUACAUGAGAAUCAGGACGCAAAAGAGGAGCAGGCGACUAGCAUAACAUGAACCACUACCAUGAGGAGACGACGAAGGAACAAAGUGCAGCUCUAAGAAUACAUGUGUUCGACUUUUUCGCAAGUCUGCCUCUAACAUAGAAUGUGCAUAUAUACAACCAUAAUCAUGAAUAGAUGGAUUGAUAGAAUUCGACCUCAAAAUAAUAGAUGAUUUGUUUCUUCUUUUCUUUCCUUUUGUGCCCGAUAUAUUGUCUUGCUCGGAUGGUUUUCUCCUCUCAUGUACCUUUGCCUCCUAUCUCAUUGCUUCUUGUUGCAUACAUCUUUUGUUCCUAGGAUCUUUAUUUUCUCCUCACUUCCUUGUUCCCCUUUCCUCCUUCUGACGGGCUCUUGUGUGCGAGUGCGUGCCAUUCCCUGCUGAUUCCUGUGUGCUGCUUUUGUCUCUCUGGUCUUCCUGUUUUCUUGCCCCCUCUCUAGCUUUCUUUUAGCUUCUUCCCUUAUUGUAUUGGCCUAUCUCUGUCUUGCGCCUGAAUGAAUUCAUCUAUUAAUAUUCUUGUUAGAUGAUGCAGAGUCUGGGUCUCAGAUAUGGAAAGAAGAGAAGAUUAGACUCUUGAUAAAAAGAUAAAGAUAAAAUAUCCACCAGACACAGAAGUAGAGGCAGAUAAUAAAAGAGAAAAAGUCCUUGUUUUUGAACGCGAUGCAUAAAAGUGCUGAUGACGAAUGCGAGUGGAUAGAUGGGAAUCUCUGAGCUGGUGGUAAGAAAGCAGAGUCGGGUAGAGGUACACAGCUAUUUUUAUAUAUUUUUUUUUUACUUCAGAUAAUUUAAACGUAAGUAAGUAGGCUGCGUUACACAUUCAUCAAGUAUUUAAGCCUGCGAGGAGAAGAAGAGAAGAAGGAGGACAAGUAAGAAAAGAGGCGAAAGGUGCGAAUGGGUCUGCGACAUUCCUGCUAUAGUGUUGCCGCACCAUAGAAGGAUAAAAGUCAGGCUCAGGGAGCUACCAAGGCGUGCGGAGCAGGACUAUCAAUUAUGAGUGAUCAUCUAUCAUGCAUAUUGAAGGGCUGGACGGGACAGGUAUGGACGUGGAAGCGCUCUGCGCCUGACCACGUCACACAUAGCAACAGAGAUCAAACGGGCGCCGCGAUUCGAAAUUGUGCCGAUGUUGCUAUCUGGGACCGACAUGCAGACGCAUCGUAAAAUCGGGAGAAAAUAUAUAGCGACCAGUUUUAAGAAAAGGAAAAGACGCGCAACUUGGGACAGCACACUUUUGCGCAUUUAUUUCUCAUCGAGUCCAGCAGAAAGAGCCAAGGGCACUACCACCACUCCGAAGCGGCCGACCCAGGGUGGUUAGUGUCGACCAGACCGACGGCGGUAUUUUCUGCUAGGUGUGGGAUCUAAAUUUUCAAAAGAGGAAGGGAAGUAUGUCAAAUAGAAUUUACAUGAAUAUUAGUGCCUUGAGUACUAGCGCGUUUGAAAAGCCUUCAUAAGUUCUACACACCAAAUACCAAACGGAAAAAUCGACCACAGCCAAAUUUUCAAAAUUUUUUCCGGCCGGAUCGACCCGCGGACCCGGGGACUACGGUUUGCGGGGAUGAGUACGGUGCAGAUAGGCGAUUGAAAAUCUGCGCUGGGCUGCGGCGCGCGACGCCUACUGUUGGCGUUGCACCAGGCCCCUCGUCGAUUUCUAUGCCGAGCUGCCCGAAGCGGCCCCAGUUUCAUCCCGGGCAUGUAGCUACGGUGCCCAAACAAACGGCACCAAUGCCACGGCCCCCAUAGAAUUCGGGGUAACAAUUUAGCAGCGGACGCGCAAUCCAUAGCGCUUAGCUGGCUAGCCACUUGGCGCGCCAAUGGCCAAGCCGCCCCCGAUGACUGGCGGAGGCACUUUUCUGAUAGGCUUUGGGACUUGCAUGUCGUGCCGCGUCCUGUAUAUUUUUAUCCAGGUCUGGCGUCGUUAUAGCCUGGCCGGCGGUUGAACGGACCGGCGUGAACUGAGGGAAGUGUCGGCGUGGUGAAGAAAGCCGGGCGGCACUUCGAGCUUCGCAAGGAAGUUCCUACAAGAUAUCUCUGGGGGCGCCUUAAGGGGGUGCCCUAUCGAGGUGGCUGGAGGGGGUGCCCUUCGCUGCUGUGGCCGAUUUCCCCCGAUGGACCAUACCAUCGGCGGAAGGGCUCCGGGGGAAAUCGGCCACAGCAACGAAGUCCACCCCGUUCGGCAGUGCCCUUCAGCGCGGUGGCCGAUUUCCCCCGAUACGGGCUCUUGAACAUCAGAAAGCCAUAGGAACCGCCCGCGAGGGCGCUCCGGAAGCGAGCACUCUCCCUGCUCCCUGGCGCCGGUCACCAUGCCAGAAACGCCCCAGACAGUGCAUUUUCCCGUCGCUUCUCUGGCCGCAUCCCUGCGCGCCAGUUCCUGUCGAAGGUGCAGCUGCCGGCCCUGCGGUGCUGGCCCACUAUAGCUGCGAUAGGUGGCCCGCCUGGCCAGCAGAGGCCUUCGCGGCCAAAAUGCUACAAAUUGGAUUUGCUCUUUGAUAGUAGGGUCCAUGAGCGAAAUGGAGCAGAGCCCAUUAGUGAACAGAAUCAGUAUAGUCGGGCGCGCUUGUCGUGAUUUCUUUAAUGCCUCGGCGAAGGUGAGGCCUCCGCGAUGCAACAUUGGAGGCCCUUUGCAGCAGGUGGCCCACCAUUCGGCAUCCAGAUGCCCGGCCAGAUAAAUUGCGUGGCGACGACAAUGCUUGAGCCCGGUCGUUCCGAGUGGUAUCCCGGAUCGAAAAAAAAAAAUUUUAAAAAUCUGGCUGUGGCCCAUUUUUUCGUUUGGUGCCAAAGUUUUGCGUGAGAAGGUGAAGCAACCGUGCCCUACAGGUAAGUGGGAGACUGAGAUUGGUACUUACUUCAUAGUCCGCACCUCUUCCGUGCAUGAUUUGUAUAAGUUGAUAUGUAUGCUACAACCGUUGUGCCAGCCUCUGGCAAAGUACGAUCGAUCGGUUGCAAAAUAGAUAUGUAUGACAGGACUAAGAAGUAAAUAUCAUAGGUAGAAUUCUAGCGGCAAGAAUCCUACCUAUCUUCGUCUCCGCUCAUCAGUAGGAUGACAUACUCGUGGUGGGUGCCUACCGCUUUGCGCGAGCACGCUUUUCCUUUUCCCUUUUUUUUGCAUGCGGGUAGCCGUUAUAGAGGCCAAAAUCCCCUCCCGCAGGCAAAAAAAAAAAAAAAUAUUACUUCUUGCAUGUUGACAACUCUAUUUUCGGUAAUUCAGCACUGCAAAUUCAGCCCGUUUUGUUUUCACGUAGAGAAAAUUUCUUGAGCAAAAAUGCAGUUGCCACUGGAUAGUUCAAGUAGAGUACGGUAGUGCUUUUGCAGUGCAUAGAUUUACGGCAUUGAGUACCAACGACGUGCUGCGCGGAGACCAGACGCCCGACUUGUACGCCAACGACAGUUUGCAUCCGAAUUGGCGCGGCAGCGAGGUUUAUGAAUUGCAAAUAUGUCUGGGUCUGGAAAGUUGGAACUUGUGAUGCUAACUUCGGACUCUGAAAAAAUUUGUAUUGUAUGGCCAGCAAGUAGAGGAGUCUAGCACUAGCUUGUGCUUCGCCGGGAGGGCCUUUGUCAUGCGGAAUAGGCAUCAGGAAGCAAUCAGAAGAUCUGUGAUGCUAGGGGAUACAUGCAUCACAGACGUCACGGGUCAUGUAAAAUCUGCAUGACAACCUUCCAGACCUAGACAUGUUUGCAUUUGAUAAAGUUUUGGCCAGAAAGCUGUACGAUUACAUAGCCACUACUUCUACACCCUGCAAGUAGAACUUCUACCCGUAGAACUGUCACUGAGGAGAUUGGAGAUUUUUUUCAAAAAACAGCUACAGGCUGAUGUGUAAGGUUCUAGUUUUGGCAAACGCGACUACUUGUUACACAAAGUGAUUUUUUUCCGAUCUAUUGAUGUUUUGAAAAAGGUACAGGUACUAAAGACUGAGAAUCAACGAAGAAUAAUUGUCACAAUACAGUACGGAUUUAGGUAGUUUUCUGCUGCCGUUUUGUUUUGGAACACGAAGAGGAGCAAGUCGUGUAUGAUUGUGCAUCGUAGUUAGUGCCCGUGCAUAAUUUUUGGAACUUACAUUAUACAUUGUUUGAUGUGUUAGUUGAGGUUUUACAUUGUUUGAGCCGUGUUCAACAAAGAGCUUCAUGAAGAACCCUUGAGCAUAAACAUCACCACUUUAUGUGAAGGCCCGCCGACUUUUUCCCUUUUGACAGCGCAACAAGUUGUAAUCUUCAUGCUUUUAUUAUUGACAGCGCAAGUAGUAGUACUAGUCUUGAUUCUUCAGAAGCUAGUAUUGAGAUUGAUUUCUCCCCGGCCCCCGUGCCGUUGUUUUGUUAGAAAGACAAGUAUGCGAGACGUAGUAUGAAGAUGCUUGUUGUCAUCCACCAGGGCAGCAUUGCAUUCUCAUGCUUCAAUCAUCGACCAUUCAGAGUUUAAAAAAUUGAAGCGGAAGCAGAAGAUCAUGUUGUCUUCAUAAU